AUGAGCACCAGGGCUGCAUCUCACGCUGGCUCCUGGUAUUCAGGCAGCCGCCAGACCCUCUCACUCCAGCUCGAUCAAUGGCUGGACCGAGUGCCAGGUACACUCGAAGGGCUGGGUUCUCUGCCAGUACCUGGCGCGCGAAUCAUCAUUGCCCCCCAUGCGGGAUACAGCUACUCCGGACCUUGCGCCGCGUACGCCUACAAGGCCCUGGAUCUCUCCAAGGCAAAACGUAUCUUCGUGCUUGGCCCAUCGCAUCAUCACUAUUUUGAGACGCUGGCCCUCCCCAAGCUGACCGGCUACCAUACCCCGCUGUCUGACGACCCCCUCCCGCUCGAUACGGAGCUUAUCGCCAAACUCCGGGCAACAACAGCAACCAGGCCCAAUGGCUCAACAAUCGGCUUCGAAGACAUGUCUCGAUCAGUCGAUGAAGACGAACACAGCAUCGAGCUCCAUCUCCCAUACAUCCACCGCCUCCUGCAACUCCAACACCCUAACAAAAAGACCGCAGAGUAUCCCCCACUCGUGCCGAUACUGGUAGGAAACACCUCCAAGUCAACGGAAAGCGCCUUUGGCGCCUUACUGGCUCCAUACCUCGAAGACCCAAGCAAUGCGUUUGUCAUCAGCUCCGACUUUUGCCACUGGGGCCUCCGCUUCCGCUACACAUACUACGUCCCCCAAGCCCCCGUGCCAGGCCCAAAGCUGCCGCUCUCCUCAUAUGACCUGCCACAGCCCGAGGACGACAAAACGGAAAUUGAAGACCGGAUCGAGACCGCCUGUGCAGGCCACCACCUCAAGCGGCGCGACAAGAUCCGCCGAGACCAGCCGCUGAUCCACGAGAGCAUCUCCUCAUUCGACAUUGCGACCAUGGCAGCGAUUGCCACGGGCAAGGCCGACCGCUUCACCGACAUUCUUCAGAAGACAGGGAAUACGGUCUGUGGGCGCCACCCCAUUGGUGUCAUCAUGGCGGCCAUUGAGGCUGCGGGGAUGCAGGAGGGAGGAAAGGGCAAGUUCCACUUUGCGCGGUAUGAGCGGAGCUCGGACAUUGGGGAGGUUGUUGAGGAUAGCUCGGUCAGCUAUGUUUCGGCGUUUGCGGUUGUGUAG
Aspergillus mulundensis is the source of this 1101-nucleotide messenger RNA. RefSeq names its product protein MEMO1. Bases 1 to 1101 code for a protein of 366 amino acids. The transcript has 3 exons. The record is from RefSeq and is a predicted model, not a curated record. NCBI's taxonomy places the organism in Eukaryota, Fungi, Ascomycota, Eurotiomycetes, Eurotiales, Aspergillaceae.